Messenger RNA from Funneliformis caledonium, 622 nucleotides. NCBI's taxonomy places the organism in Eukaryota, Fungi, Glomeromycota, Glomeromycetes, Glomerales, Glomeraceae. The record is from the annotation of a GenBank genome assembly.
AAUUAUUAGAAGGUACUGAUUUGCUGAAUGAUAAUUGUAUGAAUAAAAUUAUUUCAGAUCUUGAAUAUGGUACCCAAAAGGCGCUGGAACUUCACCAAAAAUGGUUAAAUUGCUGGUUGCAUUUACCAUUGAGUGUUUGUUGUUUAGGUGGAAAAUAUGGGCGAGAAUUUGCAUGGAGUUUUAUUCACAUAGUUUUAGGAACACCUUUGCUUUCAGUACCUUCAUUGCGAGAAUUAUGUUAUAUGAAAUUUAUUGAAUUGGAUAUUAAAUACAAUGAAUCCAAUGACUUUGCAGAAUCUUUAAAUCAGCUUCCUAAGGUAUUUGAAUUUGUCAAAAAUCGGAUUUGGUAUAUAGUUGUCCAUCAGCAACAAGUGGAAGGCCUCUUCAACAAAUGGGAUCUUAAAACCCAUCCAAAUAUGACAGGUAGCCUUCAACAAUCCAAAUUACGAUUAACAAGUAUGCCACUUGCCGAAAUUGGUUGUAAUUCUUCAGAUUUAAUGGAACUUAGAGCCAGAAAACGUCAUGAAAGAGCAUCUAAACAAAGUAAACCUCAGGAAGAUCUGGAAGAUAAUGAGCGUGAAAGGAAAGCAAACAUGUUAUUCGAAAAUUUAUUUGGAAAAUA